ACAGAUGGGCUAAGUUGAUUUAUUAGUGUGACAGGUUCCACUUCUACCCUUCACUGUAGCAAGGAGUCCUGUGACUCCCAUGCCACAACGUGCGGAGAAGGAAACACAAAAUAUUUCACUUUGACCAGAUGAGAAAAUGCUAAAGGCAGGUGCUUGUGGUUCUGUUUACCUGUGCCUCCUACUACUGCUUCCUGCAGUGCUACCGGACAGCAGCAACCAGGCGGCUGACAAGGGCGUCCUGUGCAGCUCGUGCACCUGGAGGCAGAACAGCAAGACUUCCAGGUUAGAAGCCAUAAAAGCCCAGAUACUGAGCAAGCUGCGGCUGGAGAAUGCACCCAACAUCAGCAAGGAGGGUCUAAGAAAUAUCUUGCCCAAAGCACCGCCGCUGCAAGACCUAAUAGACCAGCAUGACGUCCAAAGAGACUCAGCAGGUGAGGGGUCCGUAGAAGAGGACGAUUACCAUGCCACCACCGAAACAGUUAUUAUAAUGCCAACCGAACCUGAGAUUACGACUGCAGCCGCCGAGAAGACAAAAUGUUGCUUUUUCAAAUUGAGCUCUAAGAUCCAGCUGAGUAAAAUAUCGAAGGCGCAGCUCUGGAUAUAUUUAAAGUCUGUCCAAAAGCCUACAACAGUUGUUGUACAAAUCUUGAGACUCAUUAAGCCCUUGAAUGAUGGUACAAGACACACUGGAAUCCGAGCAUUAAAACUUGAGAUGAAUCCAGGCCCUGGAACUUGGCAGAGCAUCGAUGUGAAAACUGUGCUGCAGAACUGGCUGAGGCAACCUGAAUCCAAUCUCGGCAUUGAAAUUAAAGCGUUUGAUGGGAAUGAAGACAAUCUAGCGGUGACCAACAGCGACAGUGGGCUGAUUCCAUUUUUGGAGGUCAAGGUUCUAGAUACUCCAAGACGCUUCCGAAGAGAUUCCGGAAUUGACUGCGAUGAGCAUUCGACUGAAACAAUGUGCUGUCGUUACCCAUUGACAGUCGAUUUUGAGGCUUUUGGAUGGGAUUGGGUCAUUGCACCAAAGAAAUACAAAGCAAAUUACUGUUCUGGAGAAUGUGGACUUGAGUUCCUGCAGAAAUUCCCUCACACCCAUGUUAUUAAUCAGGCAAGCAGUAAAGGUCCUGCUGGACCUUGCUGCUCCCCGGCUAAAAUGUCUUCGAUUAAUAUGCUUUAUUUUAAUGAUGAUGCAGAAGUAAUUCAAGGGAAAAUCCCAGGUAUGGUGGUCGAUCGCUGUGGGUGCAUCUGAGCAUUCCUUAGCAGCCCGUAAUCCUGAAAUGCAGACACCUAUGGAACUCUACCAAUGUAGUUACCUUUUACAGCACUUCGCCUCCGGAACCUCCCUGUUAUAGUAUCUGAGCCUAUGUGAUAAAAUAAUGAGCAGUAACUGAAAUGCAACGCUGUACGUUAUCAUGUGAUUCCACUACCACACGUCACACGUAUAACACAUUAUUUUUGCAUUUCUUUCUAUGAAUUAGCUCAGAUCAGUAAGAAGACAAAUGACGUUCUGCAUACAGGGGUAUAAUAAGUGCUAGCAACAUGUUAUAAUAAUAUGCAGGAUUUGGAAUGUGCUCUCACAAACUUGAAUAUGUAAAAUAGGAUUCAAAUUCCACGUGGCACAUAAGUAGGAAGUGUGCAGGUGUCUGAUUUAAUGCCGUUAGUGUGUAUGGUGCUGCCAUAUGAUACAGUAUCUGCUGCGCAAGGCUUUGGUGUAGCACAGUACAGGAUUUAUUUGGCUGUAGUAUAUUGAAGUGGUACAGAACCGUGUGUGUAUUGUGGCCCAGCCCGCAGGUGUCAAGUUCAAAUGGAACCUGUUUUGUUUUGUUCAUCCUGCUUUUGUAUUGUGACGUACUGUAUGUGCAUCAUCCUGGUCAAUGGUUUAUGUCUGUCUGUGUCUAAAAAUGAGUGCAGGGAUGUAGAAAAGCCUUCCCUAUUAACAGGAUGCCCCAACCGUUCUUUGGUGAGUUCCGGGAUUCUCUGGAUAUUUGUCUAGAAUUUGUGGAAUCCACAACAACAUUUUAAAGGGGUCUCUAAUGCUUCAUAGUGGUAUUUUUUUUAGUUCCCAUAGUAAUGUACAUUAUACUACACUGCACCCAGUUUACAUUAUGCCACACAGUUCCACCAGUUCACAUUAUGCCACAGUGCCCCAAGCUCACAAUAUGCCACAAUGCCCCAGAUCACAUUAUGCCACAGUGCCCCCAGUUCGCAAUAUGCCACAGUGUCCCAAGGUCACAUUAUGCCUCACAGUUCCCCCAGUUCACAUUAUGCCACAGUGCCCCCUGUUUACAUUAUGCCUCACAGUUCCCUCAGUUUACAUUAUGAUGCAGUGUCCCCAGGUCACAUUAUGCCACAGUGUCCCCAGUUCACAUUAUGCCAGUGUCCCCAGGUCACAUUAUGCCACAGUGUCCCCAGUUCAUAUUAUGCCACAGUGCCCCCAAUUCACAUUAUGCCACAGUGCCCCAGUACACAUUAUGCCACAGUGCCCCCUGUUCACAUUAUGCCACAGUGUCCCCUGUUCACAUUAUGCCACAGUGUCCCCAGUUCACAUUAUGCCACAGUGUCCCCAGUUCACAUUAUGCCACAGUGCCCCCUGCUCACAUUAUGCCACAAUGCCCCCAGUUCACAUUAUGCCGCAGUGUCUCCAGUUUACAUUAUGCCACAGUGCCCCCAGUUCACAUUAUGCCAUAGUGCCCCCAGUUCACAUUAUGCCACAGUGUCCCCAGUUCACAUUAUGCCACAGUGCCCCAGUUCACAUUAUGCCACAGAGCCCCCUGUUUACAUUAUGCCUCACAGUUCCCUUAGUUUACAUUAUGCCACAGUGUCCCCAGGUCAAAUUAUGCCAGUGUCCCCAGGUCACAUUAUGCCACAGUGUCCCCAGUUCAUAUUAUGCCACAGUGUUCCCAGUUCACAUUAUGCCACAGUGCCCCAGUACACAUUAUGCCACAGUGCCCCCUGUUCACAUUAUGCCACAGUGUCCCCUGUUCACAUGCCAUAGUGUCCCCAGUUCACAUUAUGCCAGUGUCCCCAGUUCACAUUAUGCCACAGUACCCCAGUUCACAUUAUGCCACAGUGCCCCAGUACAUAUUAUGCCACAGUGUCCCCAGUUCACAUUAUGCCACAGUGUCCCCUGUUCACAUUAUGCCACAGUGUCCCCUGUUCACAUUAUGCCACAGUGUCUCCAGUUCACAUUAUGCUGCAGUGUCUCCAGUUCACAUUAUGCCACAGUGCCCCCAGUUCACAUUAUGCCACAGUGUCCCCAGUUCACAUUAUACUUUAGCUAACCUUGGCCAUAUGAGGGAACUUUAAAAAACAAAUCACACAGUCAUUAAAACAAUUUUCAUGCAGUAAAGAGAAGUAGAAAAAAAAUGCUCAACUGAGUGCGUAAUCAAUACUGCAUCCAGCUCAGAACCAGGCUCUGAGUCGUCUUUCAGUAUAUUUAUGUUAGUCUUAUAUUUAUUUGCAAAUGUUGGUUUUUUGAGCAAAUAACUUCAUGUUUGUGAUGCUAAAUAUUACAGUGCCCAACGGCUGCACUGCACCCUGUGACGGCCAUGUCUCCUUACUGGUGAUGUCGAACCGAGGGGCAGAGCCGCCGCCGGCGGUAAGUGCAGCACUGCCUGCCCUACGCUGUGGGCGGGACUGCAGUUCUGGCUGCAAGGUGCUGUUACAGGCAGCCUGCUAGCCAGAUGUAGGGCACGUGGGGCCCACAGCGCCCCUAGUUACAGCCCUGUAUAGAUGCAUUCAGCGCAGUUUCCCCAAAAGACUACAGUAGUAAUUUGCAGAAUUAGAAAGGAAAGUCCGCAAUACAGCAAUGGCUUCUUGCCUAAUGAUCUGACAUGUCCAGGCUACAGUAUAAUACUUUUGCACUAUCUAAUGACAUCACUGGUUCCACAUGAUGUAAAAUAAAAUAAAACGUUAACAGAAUUUAAGUUAUUGUUUGUAUUUUGCAUAAUUCUGUAAAUAAAUGUUCUGUUUUUUAUUCACGGCUGUUGAUAAAUGUAUACGAGUAAUAAAUAAGCUAUACUGUACGGCCGAGGCUUUCCCAGGG
Molecule: messenger RNA, 4042 nt
Organism: Pseudophryne corroboree (corroboree frog)
Lineage: Eukaryota; Metazoa; Chordata; Amphibia; Anura; Myobatrachidae
Product: growth/differentiation factor 8-like
Exons: 3
Coding region: 137-1246 (369 amino acids)
Cellular component (GO): extracellular region
Molecular function (GO): cytokine activity; growth factor activity
Source: RefSeq, a predicted model, not a curated record